Molecule: messenger RNA, 762 nt
Organism: Lithohypha guttulata
Lineage: Eukaryota; Fungi; Ascomycota; Eurotiomycetes; Chaetothyriales; Trichomeriaceae
Exons: 2
Coding region: 1-762 (253 amino acids)
Source: RefSeq, a predicted model, not a curated record
AUGGCCAAACUAACAGACUACCGCCUCCUCUCCUUCGACUGCUACGGCACCCUCGUAGACUGGGAAACCGGCAUCCUCACUAACCUCCAGCCUCUCCUCUCCCGCGCCCCCUCUUCAGCCAGCCUGCCCAAGUCCAAGAUCCUCGAAAUCUACCACACCCUCGAAAAGACCCAACAAACCAAAACCCCAGAUAUGCCAUACUCCCAACUCCUUACCACAAUCUACCCGCAAUUCGCAUCUGAAAUCGGCAUCAAAGACCCCCCAACCGCCCAAGAAAGCCAGACAUUUGGUCACUCAAUCGGAACCUGGCCCGCCUUCCCAGACACCGUUGACGCCCUCCGCCGCCUCUCAAAGCACUAUAAACUCGUUAUCCUCUCCAACGUCGACAGGCAGAGCUUCCGCGCCAGCAAUGCGGGCUCUUUAGGCGGUGUGCAGUUUGACAAGAUCAUUACGGCUCAGGAUGUCGGAUCUUAUAAGCCCGACUUACGGAAUUUCGAAUACAUGCUGAAGAGCGUAAAGGAGGAAUUUGGAGUUGAGAAGGGAGAGGUGUUGCAGACGGCGCAGAGUCAGUUUCAUGAUCAUCAUCCGGCGAGGGAGAUGGGGAUUAAGAGUGUGUGGAUCGAGAGAGGGGGGACGAUGGGGAACGAUGAAGAGGAAGUGUAUGAUUGGAAGUUUGAGACGUUGGGUGAUAUGGCGGAUGCUGUGGAAAGGGAAUUUGAGGGUAAUGUUACGGCCAAAUCUGUCAAACCACCGAUCACAUGA